AUGUUCGCAAUAAUCGUGAUAAUUUCUUCCCUUGUUAUCCUCUUUCUUUUGACAAUAUAUUAUAAAAAAUGCAAAUUGCAUUAUUCAAACUUCCAAAUAACCCUCAUUACUAAUAUUGAUGAAGCACGCAAGAUUCUCACUGAUAGUGAUAUACUUUCUCGCGCGGUGCCUAAUCAAAGAUUAAAGAAAUCUUUUCAAAUAUCAAAUCCAUUCACCAAUCCAAAUGAAAAUUAUCAUAAAGAAUUCGUAAAAGUUAUUUAUAAAACAAUUAAUUUUGAUAAUAAAAAGUGGGAAAGGUUUGCAAAUAUUGCUCUCGAGACAGUAAAGAACGAAAAAGUUUUUAAAACUGGGUUUAUCGAACUUGUCCCUUGGGUUCAGAAAAUAACACUGAGUGUUAUAUUGCGCGGUUAUUUAGAUUUUGACGCAAAUGUCUGCGAAAUCAUUGAUGACAUUCCUAAAAUCAUUAAUGAUAGCAAGUUAUAUAAUGAAGCUUUAAUGUCACAAAGCAAAGAUAAGGACGUUAAUGUUAUACAGGAAAUUUCAAAAAUAGCACAUAAACACUUGAAUGAUAUCCAGAAACUACCACAAUCAACUUCUGGAUUUAUUAAUCCUACGGAAGAUGAACUGGAAACUCCAUUGAAUAUUAUCCUUCCGGCAUACGAAACAAUGUGGAGGGUUCUUCUUUAUGCAAUUUUAGAGAUUAAAGUGCGAGAAAUUUUACUGAUCAAAAACAACUCAAAAAGGAUGAAAAAUAUUCAUCUUAAGGACCUAAACGAUUCAAUCAAUAUUUUUCUAAAAAAUCCAUCUUAUUCUACAUUAAAAGGUAAUUCAUUAAACCUUAUAGUUAAAGAAACAUUGAGACUAUAUCCUGCAACACGUCGUAUACAUCGAACAUGCAACGGAAGAAAAUAUACGAUAGAUGUGGAAACGAUUCAUCGUGAUCCUACGAUUUGGGGAGAUGAUUCAUUGCAUUUCAAGCCAGAACGAUUCGAAAAACCUAACGUAUUAUCAUCCUUUUCAUAUAUACCUUUUUCUGUUGGCCACAUGAGAUGUGUAGCAGCCGAUAAAUUUGCACCAACUGUGGCAGCAAUUCUCAUUGCAGCUGUUUUGUCAUCUGUUGACAUCAUAGAUGUAGUAGACAAUGAGGCAAUUGAAAAUUAUCGAAAAAAUCCGGAUUUACCUUUUGAAAAUCAUCGUCUUGCUUUUGAUAAGAUGAUUGUAAACGUCACAACGCUAUUAAAUUAG
Dentiscutata erythropus is the source of this 1245-nucleotide messenger RNA. The record is from the annotation of a GenBank genome assembly. NCBI's taxonomy places the organism in Eukaryota, Fungi, Glomeromycota, Glomeromycetes, Diversisporales, Gigasporaceae.